UCUCUCGGUUUCCUGGGCGAACAGCUAUGUUUCUAACAGCAGACGGGUUUGAACAUCACAACCAAGAGGAACGGUAACAUCUAGGUUCGGCAGCGGCGUUUAACAUCUAAACACCACGAUGGCUGACCCGGAGAAACAGCCCGAACAACCCAAGGCUGUCCAGCAGAAGAUGGUCAUCGCUAACAAAGUGACGGGGACUGUUAAAUGGUUUAACGUCAAGAGUGGAUACGGGUUCAUCAACAGAAAUGACACCAGAGAGGACGUGUUCGUACAUCAAUCGGCCAUCAUUAAGAACAAUCCAAGGAAGGCCGUGCGGAGCGUCGGCGACGGCGAAGUCGUGGAAUUCGACGUCGUCAUCGGCGAGAAGGGCCACGAAGCGGCGAAUGUCACCGGGCCCGCUGGCGAAGCCGUGAAGGGCUCGCCAUAUGCCGCGGACAAGCGGCGCGGCUACCGCUCCGCGCACUGGGUGUACCCAAGGCGCGGCAACGGUAGACCCCAGCGUAGACCUCGCGAAGGCCAAGAGGGCUACGAGUCAGGCGAAGCGAGGGCGGCCGAUGACGCGAAUGCGGCCGAGGGUGGCCAGCAGCCGCCGCAACAGCGACGCUAUCGGAUGCGCCGCUAUUAUGAUGGCUACAGCCGCGGGGCACGUCGUUCCGGGCCAGCUCCCCAGCAGGGAGAGAAUACUGGGGAGGGCGGUGAACAGACGGAGGGCGCUGGUGAAGGCGCCCCACCGCGUGGUGGUGGCCGAGGACGCGGCGGACCGUCACGGCGCUACUUCCGCCGCAACUUCCGCGGAGGAAGAGGUGGUGGGCCAUCGCGACGUCCUCGCAGCCAGGAUGGCCAGUCGGAGCAGAAGUCGGAUGCACCUAAAGAUACGGAUGCACCUGCCGCUGCCCCUGCUCCACAGGAGAGCCAACCGGUGCAGAACACCACCACCACCGAGAGCACCGCCUAACCGAGAGAGUAACGCUACCACAGCAGGACACUCCUUUUAAUAUAAAACACCAACACCCGUUAUACACUACAGCAGCAGCAGCAACAACAGUAACAGCAGCAGCAGCAGCAGCAUCGCAACAACAAGAAGAAAACGUCAACAAAAAAAAGCUAAAAGAAUCAUAAAAAAAUCUUAAAAAAAUAAGAAACACUACUCCACACUCUCCCCGCGGAAGCAAAUCAAGUCGAGAUGCGUACGGGUAUCGGGGAGCGCCGCGGGAACAUACCCCGUCGCCGCGUGCGUUUCCCGGCUCCCGUGUGCCUCUUGACUUGAAGGAUGGCUAGGUUGUAAGAUUGACCAACCGGACGCGAGAUAUAGGUGCGAAGAAUGCGCGUGCGUAUGUGCAUUGCGUGAGAAGAAGGGUGAAGCAAUUUACGGUGCACGCGAUGAAUUCGAGAGCGCAGCGAGAAUAACAUAUAUUGAGUAUAUGUAUACAUUUUUUGUUUUCGUUUUUUUUUUUGCGCAUUCUUUGUUUCGUAUGUUAUUACUUCUGAUUUUUCUCCGGUGAGACACUUCAGGUCGUUCCCUCACGUGCGACAUUUGAGUUUGUAAUUGCUAUUUCACACGAAGCUUCCUUUUCUUUCGGCCACUUUUCAUCAAAAGUAGUAGCGAACACUAUACCAGUGAUCGCGAGAAACACCGUGAUGAGAUCUAAAAAAAGAAAAUAUUGUUAAUUACACACACACACACACACACACACGCACACUACAAACACGCAUGUACGCACGCGCGAAUCAUAUCGUAUCGUCGGAACUGUGCGUGUCUCAUUCGCGAUUUAUCCUCGUCUCGAAGUCAUCCGUUUCACUUCGACUUGCGUUACUAUCCUCAAAAUUAACCGAACUGCCGUGCAUUGCUUUCACUCUUUUACACGCGAUUAUAUUCUAUCGAUCAAUAAGUAGCGUAACGGAGAACGAUCUUUGAUGUACGCGCACCAACGAUGCAUUCGUGAUUGAUGGUUUACUAAAUUUUUCUAACACUUUAUAGCGAAUUUGUGUCAUGGGAAAAAAGGAAUGAUCAAUUAUUUUAAUAAUGUUUAUCUUUCAUACUUUUACAAUCAAUUGUAACGUACGGUGUCAAUUUGACCCCUGGUGGGUCCGGCUGAGCGUGUACUAAUUAUCGGAUUAAUGUUAUUUUGACUUAUCGUAUUAUUGAUUAAUCGUGAGUAAAACGUCCGGUUGUCCUCUGAAUUUUGACGUCGUUCGACUGUGCAUCGGGAAGGUCGUUUUUAAACUGCUAACCGCGCAUGUGACGAUCGUUCGAUUUGACUUUCAGAAUAGGAGCCCGGGCGUAUCACACACACACAUCCAUCGGCUCAACUGACAAUACGAAAUUGUCGAAUGUCACGAGAGUACGAUAGCGAGAGAGAGAGAGAGAGAGAGAGAGAAAGAGAGAGAGAGAGAGAGAGAACAAGAGAGAGAGAGAUAUAUAUAUAAAUCUUUGUAUAAUUUUGCAUGGCAAACUAAUUUUAAAAAUUUUAGUUUGUGCUAUCGCGGACGGAUAACAAAUAAAUAAUAUAUGUCUUCCUCUACGAAAAAAAUAGAGAAAAAAAUGAAACGAAAUCAAACAAAAAUGAUGUUGAAUUAUCUUUCUAUCUGGUGAAACGAUUGGUUCUGCAUUUGUUUCUUCUUCUUCGUUCGAGUCUGUAUCCAGACGACACAGCAGACGUCCACGCGAAGUGGCGUGUGAUGGACGCGAAGAUGCGCGAAAGUCUGAGUCUUUCGAACGUCUUCCAUGCUCUCGUGUUGUUUGGACGCGGCUUUUCGCUCGACAAAAUUGCGUCAAAGUGCCGCGGUCGUUCAUACCGUCGUCGUAUCGUACUUCUGUGCGUGUCGAUUCAAAAAAAAAAAAAAAAGAAAAGCGGCCGCCACGCCGUUGAGGCUGCACGCGCGGUACAGUCGUUCUCCUACUUAGAUGCCCGCAAGAGAAAAUUCCGCCCAAAACAAUACUGUCGUUACGCAUCACGAUCGUCUUUAACUGUGUCUCACUUGUUCCAUGUCCCGUUUGUGAAGUAGCGUUUGCCAGGACACCCGUGUGUGUUGAGUCCGUAUAAAGUGCAUAAUAUCUCCGUUUUUAUUUGUACGCGUCGGAGAGACUUAAGAGAGAAACAGGAAGAGGAGAAGGAGGAGCCGUAAUUCGAAGGAUGUAACAUCCGAUCGCUUAGAAUUUAAGGAGCGGGUUUUGAGAGAUGCUCAUUAAAAGCAGUAAUAAGGGAUUAAAAACAAUAGACAGAGAGAGAGAGAGAGAGGGGAGAGAACGCGCGAGAGCGAGAGAGUGUGUGCGUGAGUGUGGUGCCAAGUGGAGGGAGAGACAAACGCGCGGUUACGUUACGUGGACAGGCAAUUCCCGUUUCUGCAAACGUCAUGUAAGAGAAAGAAAAAGAAAUGAAACACAAAAGCGGGGGCGACGAUCGGCGCCGAGAGUCGCGCCCGAGGUGGAUCGUCCCGCUCGAGAGCAUCGUACGAGGAGAAUCCCGGCGGGCGCGCGAUGUAACCGGCAUGUCGCUUACACUUUACCGCUUUUUCUAUUAACCCACGAUCCACGUCCGUCGGGACGAGGGGGAGGGACGCGCCGACUCUCCCUCGAAUGCUGCGUUGUUCGCAACGCGCGCGAGACCGCCCUCCGUUGUCUAACGUAACCGCGCGUACCCAUGCAACACGGUAGAAAGAGAGCGAGAGACGAGUAAACCUGAAAAAAGAAAAGGUAAACAAAAAAGAAAAAAAAGAGAGAGAGAGAGAGAGAGAUAAUCCAAGGGGAAGACCGGCCUCUCGGGACGAGCGGCGAGAGGCGCGAGAAACAAGCAAAAAUUUCACAAAGUGACGCGCCGAACGUACACGGGCGCGCAGUUGUAACUGACUGCGAAAAAAGAACAAUGCAUGUGUUAACAGUGAAUAUCAGAGUUAGAAACAAGAAAAUCGCGGACAAAAAAACGAGAACAAGAAACCAGAAGCUAUACCGAGCUGUACCGACAAGCGGAAAAAGAAAGAACCAGGUACACACACACACACACAUCCACACUUACACAUAUACGCGAGGAUAACGAGAGAAUAACCCAACAGUUAACUCGACGCGUAAUCACACACGUAUUACACACGCGUACACACACAGCGGUAUAGUGUAAACCGAGAUAACGCGAGGAAAAAUGGGAAAACAAAAGCAAAUAUAUCCACUCGCCGAGCGACGAAGCGCCGCCUCGUCGCUCGGAUUAAUCUUAUCGCCGUCGUCGAAUCUUGACACAAGUCGCCGCGGUCAAUCGUCGCCGUCGUGUCGUGUCGUGUCGUGUCGUGUCAUUCGAACGGCGCGCGUUCGUUGCGAAAGUUGAGUGUGACGGCUUCAUCGGGCUUGAUCGGACGACGCGAACAGUUUCAUCGGGAGCAUUUCAUUCGAGUGCGAGAGAGAAGGAAGAGAAAAUAGAGGAAAAGAGAAUGAGAGAGAGAGAGAGAGAGAGAGAGAGAGAGAGAGAGAGAGAGGGAGGGAGACAGAGAUAAAUACGUGGCCGUGCGUUCCAUCGAUUGCCGAAACGGCUCGCGGGAGAUUCGACCGACAAAACGAUCUUCCUUCACCCCCUCCUCCGAGAGGCUUGUACGCGCUUUGCAAGUGGAAUAAUUCGCCCCGCGAUCGUCGAAUGCGAGUCUUGCCGCGAUUUCUACCUCGUGUCGGACGUUUUAAUCGACGUGCAAAGCGGGCGAUCGUUUCUAUCGCCGUGAGCUCGACCCACCGCGAACGCGAGUCGGCGAGUCGCUCGCGAGCGUCCGGUCGACCGUGGCGAAAAUAACAAUAAUGAUAAAAAUAAGAAAAAGAGAAUAUAAAUUUAUGAUCAAGCAGAUCGGCGUUCUUUCGAUUCCUCCCGUUGAGCUGCGCCGGUCGGCUAGCUCUGAUCGGACACUCGCCGAGAUAACGGAGACUCGAGUCGCGCUAGAAGGGAAAGAGAGUGAGAAACAUGAGGGGGAGAAAAAAAAAGAGAGAAAAUUUCAUUCUUCCAUCGAAAAGGGAUUCUCGGGAAAGGAGGGGUGCCCACACAUAACCACCACGCGAGACGCGCCGGCGGCCCCCUUCUCGCUCGAAAUUUCCGUCGUGCAUUCGCAUCGUGACCUCCGCAGAAAAUAAUCGCAAUAAAAGGGUAUCACGUCGCGACAGUCAAUUAGCUCCGAUUCAGUUUCAUGCGAGUGAAAGAGCGAGAGAGAGCGAGAGAGAGAGAGAGAGAGAGAGAGCGAAGGCGAUACUCGAGUCGAGUAUAUCGCGGGAGAAAGACGGCGACGGGGACGAAAUGCGUAAGAAAGUAAAGAAAACGAUACGAAAUCCCGAUCAAGGAGACGUUCAACUUUCGAGAGGCAAAAAAAAACGACAAAAAGAAAAAAAAA
Messenger RNA from Harpegnathos saltator (Jerdon's jumping ant), 5352 nucleotides. RefSeq names its product Y-box binding protein ypsilon schachtel (gene yps). NCBI's taxonomy places the organism in Eukaryota, Metazoa, Arthropoda, Insecta, Hymenoptera, Formicidae. The record is from RefSeq and is a predicted model, not a curated record. Gene Ontology annotation, molecular function: nucleic acid binding. The transcript is spliced from 7 exons. Bases 119 to 955 code for a protein of 278 amino acids.